AUGGAGACCCCCAACGCACAGGAGGCCGAAGGGCAAGAAACCAGAGCAGCUGCAGGAUGGGCUACUGGGUCUGCAAACAUGAGGAAGAAAAAGACCUCCCAAAAGAAGCAGCGUGGCCAACCUUCAUCCCCAUCCCGCGGGAACAUCGUGGGCUGCAGAAUUUCACAUGGAUGGAAGGAAGGUGAUGAGCCCAUCACCCAGUGGAAAGGAAUUAUUCUGGAUCAGGUGCCUAUAAAUCCCUCUCUUUAUCUGGUGAAAUAUGAUGGAAUUGACUGCGUCUAUGGACUGGAACUUCUCAGAGAUGAAAGAGUUUUGUCUCUUAAAAUUCUUUCCGACGGGGUGGUAUCAUCUCAAGUCAGUGAUCCCAACUUUGCAAACACCAUAAUUGGUAAAGCUGUGGGACAUAUGUUUGAGGGUGAGCAUGGUUCUAAGGAUGAAUGGAGGGGGUUGGUCUUAGCCCAAGUACCUAUCAUGAAAGCCUGGUUUUAUAUUACCUAUGAGAAAGAUCCUGUCCUGUACAUGUACCAGCUUCUAGAUGAUUAUAAAGAAGGAGACCUCCGUAUCAUGCCAGAGUCCAGUGAGUCUUCUCCAGCAGAGAGGGAGCCAGGAGGAGUUGUAGAUGGCCUGAUAGGUAAACAUGUGGAAUAUACUGAACAAAAUGGCUCCAUACGGAUUGGCAAGAUCAUUCAUCAAGUGGAAGCCAAACCCUCUGUGUAUUUCAUCAAGUUUAAUGAUGAUUUCCAUAUCUAUGUCUAUAAUUUAGUGCAAGAGUCCUGUUAA
Molecule: messenger RNA, 780 nt
Organism: Suricata suricatta (meerkat)
Lineage: Eukaryota; Metazoa; Chordata; Mammalia; Carnivora; Herpestidae
Product: spindlin-2B-like
Exons: 1
Coding region: 1-780 (259 amino acids)
Biological process (GO): gamete generation; regulation of DNA-templated transcription
Cellular component (GO): cytosol; nucleoplasm
Source: RefSeq, a predicted model, not a curated record